AUGCCUGAGCCAGACAAGCACGCUGCCGCGCAGCAAGCCGUGGAUAUCCUCCACGAGAUCUCCACCAUUCUCAACUGCCAUCUUGAUCGCCGCACCUUGUCUAUCUGCAUCUCUAUGAUUGAGCGCGGUGUGAAUCCGGAGGCUCUCGCGCAAGUCAUCAAGGAGCUCCGGCAAGAGGCCCAACAGGUUGAACAGCCCAUGUCAGCGUCAACCCGAAGACGCUAA
Messenger RNA from Fusarium keratoplasticum, 225 nucleotides. Its product is annotated as Mitotic-spindle organizing protein 1. Gene Ontology annotation, cellular component: interphase microtubule organizing center; gamma-tubulin ring complex; spindle. The transcript has 3 exons. Gene Ontology annotation, biological process: mitotic spindle assembly; microtubule nucleation by interphase microtubule organizing center; gamma-tubulin complex localization. The coding region runs from base 1 to 225 and encodes 74 amino acids. Lineage: Eukaryota; Fungi; Ascomycota; Sordariomycetes; Hypocreales; Nectriaceae. The record is from RefSeq and is a predicted model, not a curated record.